Salvelinus fontinalis (brook trout) is the source of this 2238-nucleotide messenger RNA. RefSeq names its product gamma-sarcoglycan-like. Gene Ontology annotation, biological process: cardiac muscle tissue development; heart contraction. Bases 314 to 1222 code for a protein of 302 amino acids. The record is from RefSeq and is a predicted model, not a curated record. Gene Ontology annotation, cellular component: sarcolemma; sarcoglycan complex. The transcript is spliced from 9 exons. NCBI's taxonomy places the organism in Eukaryota, Metazoa, Chordata, Actinopteri, Salmoniformes, Salmonidae.
UUCCCAGAGUCACAGAUACCCUGCUGUAUCAAUGAGCGUUGGCUGCUCGCAGAGAUGAUUUGAGAGGGUAAUCAAACUAAGAAGGGAAGCCCAAGGUAGAGAGAGAGGCACAUUUGAUAUGCAGGAAGUGGGAGCGCCGUCUCAUGGUGAUUAGUUGGGGCAGUUCCAUGGCUAGAUUUAUGGCACGCAGCUGUUGAACGCCUGACAGACAUCCGAGGCAAGGGAUCCACUGCUGCUACCUUUUUUACUGCUGCUUCAGAAGAGCUCUGUUUGCUACCGGAGAGGAAGCUCGUUGUCUCAGCACACAAAGCAGAUGGUGAGGGAGCAGUAUGUCAACACCACCCAGGACAGCAGUGUCCCUGCCCCGGUCCCUGACUCAAUUUAUAAGAUCGGGAUCUACGGUUGGAGGAAGCGCUGCCUCUACUUGUUUGUCCUGCUGCUCAUUAUCAUCCUCACUGUGAACUUUGCCCUUACCAUAUGGAUCAUCCGGGUCAUGUGGUUUAACACGGAAGGGAUGGGACACCUAAAAGUAACAUCGGACGGAGUGAGGCUUGAGGACGGCGAGUCAGAGUUCCUCUUUCCUCUCUACGCCCUAGAGAUCCACUCCAGAGAGGACUCCUCUCUCUUGGUGAACUCGUCUGAAAACGUCACCCUCAAUGCCCGCAAUGAAAAGAAUGAUGUCACAGGAAGUCUCUCUGUAGGUCCAAAUGUGGCCCAGGGAAAUGCACAGAACUUUGUCAUCAGCUCCAACACCAAGAUGCUGUUUUCUGCUGAUGACAAAGAGGUGGUUGUUGGGACAGACAAGCUCCGUGUCACAGGUCUAGAAGGUGCCCUGUUUGAACACUCUGUAGAGACGCCCCUGCUCAAAGCUGAGCCCUUCAAAGACUUGAGGCUGGAGUCUCCAACCCGCUCUCUCAGCAUGCAUGCACCAAAGGGAGUCUUUGUCAAAGCACUGGCCGGGAACAUCGAGGCUGCAUCUAACAUGGACUUUCUAUUGCACUCCAGUGAAGGACUGGUGAUUCUGGAUGCCGAGACGGUGCGUCUGCCUAAUCUCCCCCUGGGACAAGGAGGUGUGUCUGGAAACGCUCAGGGACUCUACGAAGUGUGUGUUUGUCCCAGCGGAAAGCUGUUCCUGUCCAAGGCCGGGGUCACCUCCACGUGCAGUGAAAGCCAAGAAUGCUAUUUGAAGGAAGUUGAAGGUACUUUCUGGAGCCAUUGCUAACCUGUGCUGUGACUGGAAGUGUACAGGAACAGCAAGCAUGCAUUUUCAACACUCUCUCAAAUGUUCUAUAUUUUGUUUAUCAAUACAUCAUUGUGUUUCUAUCUUCUGUCUUGGUAUAGGCUCUGAAAUGAAGUAGGCUAUGUCGCACUCCUAAUACUAUUGCACUGCAAUACUGUAGCCUUCCCAUAGCCUACUGUCACAUACUAUCAAGGCUACCGGUCUAUUUACUUUCGAGCAUGCUUGGCUAUUUUAUUAGCGAUUGAUAAAUGGUAGUCUACUAUUUGUUGCGUAGCGGGAAUAAUUUAAAUCAGUUAUGUCAGAAAAGGUGACAUCCUGCCUAUAUAAUAAAAGUAAAAUAAAUAUUAGACGACAUGCAAUCUCCUUACCAAUGGCAAAUGCAACUGUUUUAUCAUUAGGCCUACAUUUGAAUGUUUUUAUUUCCCGACCUUCAUUAUAAUUCCUGUGCAUCAAACACCUCCCAUUUUCCCCAAACAAACAAUAAGCCUAUUUGUUGCAAUACAGUUGAUCAACCUUCGAAAAGUUGUGCACACGCAUGGUUUGAGAUUUGCGUGGAGAUAUGCACACUUUCCUGUCAUGUUCACAAUUGAUAAAUACCAACCUUUGCAGGAAAAAGUGGCAUAAGCAAGGUUUAGAGUAUUUUUUUGUGCGCACACACCUUUGAUAAAUGAAGCCCCUGUAGCCUGUGUGUUCUACUACUUUAGGGAAUAUUUAUUGUACAUUUAGAUUUUAGCAAAAAUGUUAGCUUGUUAGUUAUCUUGUCACCACUUUGACUCUUACAUAGAUUCUAAUGCAUUACUGUUCGCUGUUAACCCAUGUUUUAUGUGCGUUUGCUUGUACUUAUACAGCACGGUAUGAAAUAUAAUAUUAUAUAAUAUUAAAAAUUGUGAAGUUGAGGAUGUUUUGAUAAAUUGUGGAACAUGUGUGCCAGGUUUUGUAUGUUUGAAUAAAACAUGUGAUAUUCUUGUAAAAAGCUACUGUCUUUAACAGAAUAAAAU